Vavraia culicis subsp. floridensis is the source of this 902-nucleotide messenger RNA. RefSeq lists its product as uncharacterized. The transcript has a single exon. The record is from RefSeq and is a predicted model, not a curated record. NCBI's taxonomy places the organism in Eukaryota, Fungi, Microsporidia, Pleistophoridae. The coding region runs from base 1 to 687 and encodes 228 amino acids.
AUGAUUAUCAAAGUAAGGGACAUCCCGUUUUUUAAGUCUAUAAUAAGGUCAAUGACCAAUAUUGAGUAUCUUACCUUCAGAACGACCAACAACAAGCUUAUAAUCUCCUCGGCACUCAUAAACAUCUACUAUGUAGAAAUAGAUUCGACGCUUCUAGAAUUUUCAGACUAUCAGGUCACAGACUUCUCCGUGAAUGCCAACCUGUUGAAGAAGAUUCUCAAGUUCUUCAAAACACAGCUUAUCAUAAGGAUGAACGGUUCGUUAGAACUGUGCUAUGAAUCCACAAAAAAGAACUACGACAUCUCAGUUCCUUUCAUAAAAACGAUAAAAAAUGAGCUUAAUGAGAUGGGUGAUGUGGAGACACUCUUUGUUGUCCAGCCAGUCGAUUUAAACUUCCUGCAGAACUUCAAGAAAACAACAUACAAUUGCACAGAUAAGCUGGUGGUUAAACAGAAUAUAGAGGGUGGUGCUGAGGAGAUGGAAUUUGAUGUUGAUAUUCUGAAAGCAAGCGGUGUGCCCUUUACUUGUGAUAAUUUGUGGUUAGGCCCGACAAAGUCAAUCAGAUCAUUUGUUGAGAACACAGUUUUUAUGUUCAAUCAUUCAAUGCUGCAGGUAACAUUUGUGUUUAAGAAACAGAAAAAUUGUAAAUUUAUUGUGCAGAUUCCCAAGCUGUACGAAAAGGAUUAAAUGAACGUUGUAUAUGGCCAUCACCUUUGCUAUUGCUACGUUUAUAUCUGCUAGCAGGUCAUUUAUGCCUAUCGGUACCUAAACACACGCUACAAAUUUAUUUACAUAAUUUUUUUCAUCACAAAGCAUUAAUUAAAACUUCUUCGUCUCCACACAACAGACAAUUCUUUCCAAUUCGCAGAAUGAAAGCACAGUGAUCAUAAGGCCUUCUGUUU